Molecule: messenger RNA, 963 nt
Organism: Paramecium tetraurelia
Lineage: Eukaryota; Ciliophora; Oligohymenophorea; Peniculida; Parameciidae
Exons: 4
Biological process (GO): receptor-mediated virion attachment to host cell
Cellular component (GO): cell outer membrane
Molecular function (GO): protein binding
Source: RefSeq, a predicted model, not a curated record
AUGGAAUAAUUGGCUGAUUAAUUGAUCAAUUAGAAUUAAUAUGAAGAAGCAUUCGAUCUUUAUCAGUAAUGUGAAUAAACAUCUCCAGUACUGAUAAAACAAGCCCAACUGGCAACCAAGAUUGGACUUUUUAAAUAGGCGAUUAACUUUUAUUAAUUGGCAUAUCAAAAAGGAGAGAAGAAGAAUGAACUGCUAAUCAAGAUAGGGAAAUUGUAAACUCAAAUAGCCAAUUAUAAUGAGGCAAUUUAAACCUAUAACCAUAUCUUGAAUGUUGAUGAAAACAAUCCCAUAGCUAUGGGUGAAUUAGGAUAUACUCUUUACUGCAUGGAAGAUCAUAUAUAAGCUAUUUCUCAAUUUACAAAAUGCUCCAAAUAUAUUUCCAUAAUCCCUAAAUUCCUUAGUAAAUUAGGAGAUGAACUUAAAAGUGAAUACAAAUAUCAUACUGCUAAACUCUACUAUUUGACAGCCUAUUAGAUAAAAGCGGACUUUAAAGAUUCUAUAUUUGGAUUGAUCGAAACUUGUAUUCAACUAGAAGAGUAUGAGUAGUCAUUAUAAUAUUGUCAAAUUCUUUUGUAAAUGGAUCCUAAUUGUAUAUAAGCAAAUUUAAGAAAAUUGAAAGUAAAGAUCCUUACUAAUAAAAUUGAAGAAGCUGAACAAAUAGUUAAGUAAUUAGAUGGAAUUUCCCUUAAUUAUUAGACUGAAUAUAAAUUGAUUGAUUUGAAAAGCUUAAUACUGUUUAAAAAAUAAUAAUACAUCGAUUGCAUAAUUUACCUAAAAGAUUUCAUAGAAUAAGACCAAUAUUAAAUAAAAUUGAUAGUCACUGUGGCUAAAUGCUAUUACAAGCUUGAAAGUUAUGAAGAGGCAUUGAAUCAAUUGGAGAUGGUAUUUGAUGUUUAUCAACAUUAUUACCCAGCAUUAUAAUUGUAGUGUAAUUAUACAUUAUUAGUUUAGAUGAAAUACUGA